CUCGAAGUGACAUGACUGAUGAUGACACAAUGGUUCGCCUUUUCUUUGAACCUGGUACGAGUUAACUAAAUUUUAAUCAAGACGAAAAAGUGCGCCGACCGAAAACUCGGAAUAAUCCAACAUGUUUGGUGGAAAACCGAACCCAACUCCAGGGUUCACCUUUGGGGCCACGCCCAGUGCAGGCUCUACACCAGCAACAGGCGGGGGAUUUUCUUUUGGAACACCCUCUACGCAGGCGACAGGAAAUGUGUCAUUCGGUGCCGCCGUAGGACAAACUCCAGCUGCUGGACCGACUUCUUCAUUCAGCUUUGGUGCCACGCCUACUGCCUCCACAGGUGGCUUUAAAUUGGGAGGCACCACACCGUCCUUUCCCUCCACACAGUCCUCUACAGCAGCCCCUACCACAGGUUUUGCAUUAGGAACUAGCACAGCAUCAACACAAAGUGGAGGCUUCAAAAUAGGAGCCACCACCUUACCCCCAGCCUUUCCAGGAACCACCAGCACUGCCCCUGGGACGACAGCCACUGUGGCUCCAGCGAUGGGGUUUGCCAUGCCCAUCCCCAGCAGCACUGCUACUGGCGGGGGAGGGAUGGGGAUUGGGAUGGGGCUCGGGGGAGCAGUUAAACCCACCCUGACCAGCACCACUUCAACCUUGGGAGGACUGUUCAACACACAGACACCAGCCGCCAAACCUGCAGGAAUACUGGGGGCCACGACAGCCACAGGAAGCGUGUUUGGGACCCCCGCCACCACCUCACAGACUGUGGGACUCGGGGGAGUGGAUCCAAAAACCUCCACCACCGCCGCUGGAGGUUCUGCUGCCGAUCCCAAAGCAGGAGAUGGAAAAACUCUAAAGAAAAGCCAGGUUCCACCAGAAAUUGUCAAAACUGUGGAGGAUUUCAAGACCUACAUUAAGGAGGAGAAGACUGUCCAGGAGGGGAUUUCCCGCAUGUCGUGUAAGCCCAUGUACAAAGUACAGGAGGACGUGGCCUCCCUCAAACAACUUCUGUCCAUCGUCUCCAACGGUCUACAGAGGAAUGCCUGUGCGGUGGAGAAACUCAAGAAAGAGAUGACCCAGGAAUUGAAAAAUGCAGAGAUGGCCCAGAGAACAAAGGACAUUCCUGCGGGGCUGCAGUAUGAGAACACUGCACCCACAGAGUAUUUCCAGCGACUGGUGGAGAAUUUCGAGACCCAGAUGUUGUCAUAUCGACAACAAAUCGAGACCCUUGAAGGUCACCUUCACUCCAUCAGUCAGCCCAGCAUCCUGUCCCCAGAGGAACUGGUGGAGCUGCUCAGAAAGCUACAUGAGACGUUCAUUGCCCUGGCCGCCCAGUUACAUCAGGUCCACGAGGCAGUUAAGACCCAGAAAGAACACUACCUAAACUACAGGAAGAUUUUCCUGCAUGACACCAAAAACAUCUUCGAACGAGAGAAGAAAGCGGUCAAACCCAAGGUCCUCCCGGAACAUUUUGGUCCCAGUCCGUUCUCCGGACUUUCCAAUGCGGCUGCGGUUGCCAUGGCGUCGGCCCUGACCAAAUCCCAGCAGCCCCCUGCAGCGGCACCCCCAGUGGCGGGCCUAGGGACCCUGGGGCAGACCACGGGAGGAUUCGGGUCGACUGGGUUAUUUGGAGCCACGACGACUACAGCUCCCGCAUUUGGAUUUGGUUUAGGAAGCAGUUCUACCACAGCGCCGCCCCCAGCAUUCGGCGGAUUUGGUUCUACCGCCGCCACCACCACCACCACAAGUUCAGGCUUUACUGGCUUGAACACUGCAACAGUUCGCCCAUUAGGUUUUGGGACCCCUGCUCCAACAACCACUACCACCCCAUCACUGUUCGGAACACCUCAGACAGUUCAGACACCGGCAUUUGGAACACCUCAGGGUUUUCCCUCAGCGGGAGGCGAACAACCUUUUCAGUUAAACAAACCCCCUGGGAGUAAGAGAAAUAAAAGAUGAAAUUCGGUCUGAUUGGAGAGAGUGAUGUAAAAUGUGGACUGGUAUUGAAGCAGAUGUUGUGAUUGUUAAUCUGUAAAUAAACUUUGUUACAUGUACAUUAUCA
Messenger RNA from Magallana angulata, 2060 nucleotides. Its product is annotated as nuclear pore complex protein Nup58-like. Gene Ontology annotation, cellular component: nuclear pore. The coding region runs from base 122 to 1957 and encodes 611 amino acids. Gene Ontology annotation, molecular function: structural constituent of nuclear pore. Gene Ontology annotation, biological process: nucleocytoplasmic transport. NCBI's taxonomy places the organism in Eukaryota, Metazoa, Mollusca, Bivalvia, Ostreida, Ostreidae. The transcript is spliced from 16 exons. The record is from RefSeq and is a predicted model, not a curated record.